Molecule: messenger RNA, 2632 nt
Organism: Neomonachus schauinslandi (Hawaiian monk seal)
Lineage: Eukaryota; Metazoa; Chordata; Mammalia; Carnivora; Phocidae
Gene: TSEN2
Product: tRNA splicing endonuclease subunit 2
Exons: 12
Coding region: 39-1451 (470 amino acids)
Biological process (GO): tRNA-type intron splice site recognition and cleavage; tRNA splicing, via endonucleolytic cleavage and ligation
Cellular component (GO): tRNA-intron endonuclease complex
Molecular function (GO): nucleic acid binding; tRNA-intron lyase activity
Source: RefSeq, a predicted model, not a curated record
CGACGAGCGCGUGAGGCUGAGGAAGCUAUCCUUGAGAAAUGGCAGAAGCAGUUUUCCGUGCCCCAAAGCGGAAAAGAAGAGUGUAUGAGAGUAAUGAAUCUCCACUGCCCAUCCCUUUUGGUCAGGACUAUGGGCCUAAGCAAGACUUCAAAGUGUUCACAGCAGAGAUGAUAAACAACAAUGUAAUUGUGAGGAAUGCGGAAGAUAUGGAGCAGCUCUAUGGGAAAGGUUAUUUUGGAAAAGGUAUCCUGUCUAGAAGCCGUCCAAACUUCACAAUUUCAGAUCCUAAGCUCGUUGCUAAGUGGAAAGAUAUGAAGACACAAAUGCCUAUAAUCACGUCAAAGAAGUAUCGGCAUAGUGUAGAGUGGGCCGCAGAGCUCAUGCAAAGACAGGGGCAGGAGGAGAGUACAGUGCAGAGAAUCCUCCAGGAUUACACAAAGCCACUUGAGCAUCCUGGUAUAAAAAGGAAUAAAGAAGUUCAAUGGCAUGAUGAGCGGAACUCUGAAACGGUUUCCAAAAUGGAAGGUACUGCAGAUAGAGAGGAACUUUCUGUGAUGAAUGGGGACGUGGGAAAGUCAGUUGACACCGACGGUCCCACCAAGCCAUCAGACCGCCUGCAGGAGAGCCCUGGGCCUGACCUGCUCGCUCCAAACGGCUUGGAUGAACCUGUAGUGGAGGUUCCCAGGCUGCAACACCACCCCCUGCCCCAAGUUUCUUGUGGCAAAGAAGAUGUUCUCCUCCCCCUGCCUGACACUCAGGCUGGGGACAGGAGCCAGCAAGCGGGUCUCCUCUGUGCUAGAGAGAAGGGGCCUGGUGAUGAGUUCGUGCUGGUGGAGGAAGAUGUGUAUGACGUGAGCGAGAAGGAAUGUGCCCCAAGUGAAGAAUUGGCACCAAAAAAGAGAUUAGUAUGCAGAAGAAAUCCAUAUAGGAUCUUGGAGUAUUUGCAACUUAGCCUAGAAGAGGCCUUUUUCCUGGUCUAUGCUCUGGGAUGUCUGAGUAUUUACUAUGAGAAGGAGCCUUUAACAAUCAUGAAGCUCUGGAAAGCUUUCACUGUAGUUCAGCCCACAUUUAGGACUACGUACAUGGCAUACCAUUACUUCCGGAGCAAGGGCUGGGUGCCCAAAGUGGGACUUAAGUAUGGGACAGAUUUACUGUUGUAUCGAAAAGGCCCUCCAUUUUACCAUGCAAGUUACUCCGUCAUUAUUGAGUUAGUCGAUGACCAUUUUGAGGGCUCUCUUCGCAGACCUUUCAGUUGGAGGUCACUGGCUGCCUUGAGCAGAGUUUCGGUUAAUGUCUCCAAGGAACUGAUGCUAUGCUAUUUGAUUAAACCCUCUACCAUGACUGACAAAGAGAUGGAGUCCCCAGAAUGUAUGAAACGAAUUAAAGUUCAGGAGGUGAUUCUAAGCCGUUGGGUUUCUUCACGAGAGAGGAGUGACCAAGAUGAACUUUAACAAUUCAACCUCAGAAUUCUGAUUUACCAACAAAUACUAUUGAGUCUCCUACAGUAAGCCAAGUUCAGUGGAGGUAAAGAGUCCUCUUAUUAUAACCGCCCAAUAAUUGAAAGGUUUUAAAGGGCGUAGCAGUCCCAGCACCAAAAACUGUUAGUAUUUUACAAAAUAAAAUUACACAGGGGAGAAAAAAGAGCUCUGUGCUGGCCUUCAGAUUCUGUCCUUGGGUCAUUCACUGACUCCCAACUGAUGCUGAGCUUCUCUUCUGUGGGCCUGUGUCCUCAUCCAUUCAGUAAACAGGUUGGACUAGAUGAGUCCCAAGAGGACUCUUCCAGCAACAGGGAAAUUCUGUUACUCUCUGAUUUUACCUGAAAAUGACAGUAGUUUACAUUUAUGUGGCACAGUACUGUUUCCCAAAGGCUUGUGUACACAUGCGUCUCUUGUUACUCACCUCCAGUCUGUUCCUGAAAGAGUGCUGGAGAGGAGAUUUGGGGAUUUUAAGACCCUGUAUUCCAUUAUGUUAAAUGGAACAAAUAAUGUGUCUCACCUUAUCUAAGAACUUGAACCAAUUACUCGAACGCUUAAAAAUCCGUUUAGUAUCUGUCAAGGAUUUCCGAGUCAUAAAGCCUUUAAAACCUAAUCUCUAACUCUCAGUGAACUCACUGAUGGACAUGUUUGUGUAUAGUACGCAGCAAUAUUGUACAGUAUUAGAUAAAAAUUGCAUCGUGCUUCAGUGAACUUGUUAUAAAAUUUAAAAAUGUAGUGAAAUAAUGUAUGGAGAUACAUAAUGAAUGCAAUUAGCGUUUGGCAAAACACAAUAAACCAAGCCUUUUUCAAAUUGGUUAGACAGUCUUCUCCUUAGCACUCAACAGCCCAGAAGUGGACAGUAAGAGCCAGAAGCUGCGAGAUGACCAAGACGGGCAUCUGUGUGCAUUCCUCUGACGCAUGGUCCUGGAGCUCCCGGCAGCCCGAGAUUCGGCUUGUGGUUGUGUGUGUUAACGUGGUGCUUCUGUUCGCGGCAUGAUCCUGCUCUCUCGCAACAGAAUCAUUAUAUCUGCAUGGUCUACAUUUUAAAGAUUUGUCAUUCAAAUGAGGGAGGUUGUCCUCUUUUUCCCCCGCCGCAGACCAAUAAUGACCAUCAACUUGAAAGAGCUUCUUAGUACUUUGCUCUUCAUUAGUGAUGC